Messenger RNA from Erythranthe guttata (spotted monkey flower), 3274 nucleotides. RefSeq names its product plasma membrane ATPase 4. The record is from RefSeq and is a predicted model, not a curated record. Gene Ontology annotation, molecular function: ATP hydrolysis activity; ATP binding; P-type proton-exporting transporter activity. Lineage: Eukaryota; Viridiplantae; Streptophyta; Magnoliopsida; Lamiales; Phrymaceae. Gene Ontology annotation, biological process: proton export across plasma membrane. Gene Ontology annotation, cellular component: membrane.
UACUACCCUUUUAGAAAGAGAAAAUAUAUAUAUAGAUACAUAACGUGUUGUACGUAUCGAUCGAGCGAGAAGAGAUCUAGAUAUAGAGAGAGAAAGAGAAACGAAGAUCAUAAGAGAGAAUAAAAGAUGGCGAGUAUUAGUAUGGAAGAGAUAAAGAAUGAGAAUGUUGAUCUCGAGCAUAUGCCGGUGGAGGAAGUGUUUGUUCAACUGCAGUGUUCGAAGGAAGGGUUGACGAACGAUGAAGCCGAAAAGAGGCUCAAUGUUUUUGGUCCAAACAAGCUUGAAGAGAAGACGGAAAGCAAGUUUCUGAAGUUCUUGGGUUUCAUGUGGAAUCCUUUGUCAUGGGUUAUGGAGAUGGCUGCCAUUAUGGCAAUUGCUCUUGCAAAUGGACAGGGCAAACCCCCGGAUUGGCAAGAUUUCGUCGGUAUCAUAGCAUUGUUGAUCAUCAACUCCACUAUUAGUUUCAUCGAAGAGAACAAUGCAGGCAAUGCGGCAGCAGCUCUAAUGGCUGGCCUUGCUCCGAAGACGAAGGUAUUGCGAGACGGGAGGUGGGGCGAGCAAGAAGCCGCGAUCCUCGUCCCCGGUGACAUCAUCAGCAUCAAAUUGGGUGACAUUGUGCCCGCGGACGCUCGUCUUCUAGAAGGCGAUCCCCUCAAGAUCGACCAAUCGGCACUCACGGGAGAAUCUUUGCCAGUGACUAAGAAUCCGGGGAGCGAAGUCUUCUCCGGGUCCACAUGCAAGCAAGGAGAAAUCGAGGCCAUUGUCAUCGCCACCGGCAUCAACACUUUCUUCGGCAAAGCCGCACAUCUCGUCGAUAGCACCCAAAAUGUCGGCCACUUCCAAAAGGUGUUGACGGCGAUCGGUAACUUCUGCAUAUGCUCAAUUGGCAUCGGCAUUGUGAUCGAGAUAAUUGUAAUGUACCCGAUCCAGCAUAGGAGGUAUAGGGACGGAAUCGACAAUUUACUUGUCCUACUCAUCGGAGGAAUCCCCAUCGCCAUGCCGACUGUGCUAUCAGUCACCAUGGCGAUCGGGUCCCACAGGCUAUCGGAACAAGGCGCCAUCACCAAGAGAAUGACGGCAAUUGAAGAAUUGGCCGGAAUGGAUGUUUUGUGCAGUGACAAAACCGGAACUCUUACUCUCAACAAGCUCACCGUCGACAAAUCCCUAAUCGAGGUAUUUAGCAAAGAUAUCGAUGAGGACUUUGUAAUACUUAUGGGGGCAAGAGCUUCCAGGGUGGAAAAUCAAGACGCGAUCGAUACUUGCAUCGUUUCGAUGUUGUCCGAUGCCAAAGAGGCAAGAGCGGGAAUAACGGAGGUGCAUUUCCUUCCGUUUAACCCCGUCGAGAAACGUACGGCUAUUACUUACAUCGACGGCAACGGAAACUGGCACAGAGCUAGCAAAGGUGCACCCGAACAGAUCAUCGAUCUGUGCAACCUUAAGGAGGAUGUGAAGAAGAAAUGCCACUCCAUCAUCGACAAGUUUGCCGAGCGCGGCCUUCGCUCGCUAGCCGUUUGCCAACAGGAUGUUCCGGAAAAGACCAAGGAGAGCGCCGGAGGGCCGUGGAGCCUCGUCGGUCUCUUGCCCCUAUUCGACCCCCCAAGAACCGACAGUGCCGAGACAAUCAGGAGGGCCCUACAUCUCGGUGUCAACGUAAAGAUGAUCACCGGAGAUCAGCUAGCUAUCGCAAAGGAAACGGGACGAAGGCUCGGAAUGGGUACAAAUAUGUAUCCCUCGUCGUCGCUUCUCGGCCAGCACAAGGACGAGAGCAUUGCUAAUAUUCCCGUCGAAGAACUCAUCGAGAAGGCCGAUGGAUUUGCCGGCGUCUUUCCCGAGCACAAAUACGAGAUCGUGAAGAAGCUCCAAGAAAUGAAGCACAUCUGCGGGAUGACCGGGGACGGCGUGAACGAUGCCCCUGCCCUAAAGAAGGCCGACAUCGGGAUCGCAGUCGACGACGCCACGGACGCGGCCCGCGGCGCAUCGGACAUCGUCCUGACGGAGCCCGGGUUGAGCGUGAUCAUCUCCGCGGUCCUGACGAGCCGGGCCAUCUUCCAGAGGAUGAAGAACUACACAAUCUACGCGGUCUCGAUCACCAUACGUAUCGUCCUAGGGUUCAUGCUCCUAGCCCUAAUCUGGAAGUUCGACUUCCCGCCCUUCAUGGUCCUGAUCAUCGCCAUCCUCAACGACGGCACCAUCAUGACCAUUUCGAAAGAUCGAGUGAAGCCGUCCCCCAUGCCCGACUCGUGGAAGCUGAACGAGAUCUUCGCCACCGGAGUCGUGUUCGGUACUUACCAAGCCGUUAUGACCGUCGUCUUCUUCUGGGCCGUUAAAGAAUCCACUUUUUUCACGGAGAAAUUCGGUGUGAGGCACAUAGGCGAAAACAACGAAGCGCUGAAUUCGGCUGUUUAUCUUCAAGUGAGUAUCAUCAGCCAGGCCCUAAUCUUCGUGACUCGAUCGAGGAGCUGGUCGUACGUCGAACGCCCCGGUCUUCUUCUCGUGGCCGCCUUCUGCGUAGCUCAGCUGAUUGCCACUGUAAUUGCCGUGUACGCAAACUGGGGGUUCGCGAGGAUCGAAGGCAUCGGAUGGGGAUGGGCCGGAGUUAUAUGGAUAUACAGCGUCAUCUUCUACAUCCCACUCGACAUCUUCAAGUUCCUCAUCCGAUACGCACUCACCGGCAAGGCAUGGAACAACAUGAUCAACAACAGGACGGCAUUCCAAUCGAAGAACGACUACGGGCGAGGAGAGAAAGAAGCUCAGUGGGCUUUGGAGCAACGCACUAAGCACGGCCUCCGUCGACCGGAGAACACGGAGCUGUUCAACGACAGGAACAACUACAGAGAGCUGUCCGAAAUCGCCGAACAGGCCAAGAAACGGGCUGAAGUCGCACGGCUGAGAGAGCUUCACACGCUGAAGGGACACGUGGAGUCGGUCGUGAAGCUAAAGGGACUCGACAUCGACAAUAUUAACCAGCACUACACAGUUUAAAGAGCAUGACAAUUUUCUGCGAGAGACUGGAGAGAACAGUUGUAAUAAGUUGAAUUUUCUUCUUUUUUUUUUUUAAUUGAAUUUUCAGCAUUAGUAUUUUUUUCUAGUGCUGUAAUAAGCUUAAUGAUCUCCAGUUGAUGGAAUUAGUGAAUUUUUUGGGUAGGCGUAGGUCAUAAAUUAUAGACUGAGCAUUCAGCCAGAAGUUAUAGUGAGAAAUAAUGUUGUUUGGCGCACGUGCGAGUUGUGUCGUCUGUAAACUCUGGCUUGUAAUGGCAAUUCUUCUUUUUUGAAA